AUGAAUGAGCAAGAAAUGAAUUUAGAUACCUUUUUGAACAUAACGGAUGCAGUUGAUAUUUUAGCUAGACACUUCCAAAGCAGUACAAAAGUAGAUUUCUUUCAAAUUCAAAGAGAAGGUAUCGAAGCUUAUGAAAAGAGGAAAGUCCAAUUAAAUAAAUUUCUUUCAUUUGUGAAUGAUACUGAAGUGAAAGCAUAUCUAUCUACGUAUGAUGUAUCCCCUGACUUACAAGAAUCACCCGAUAGAAAUAAAUUAAUAUUUUCUCUUUUCCAAAUAAGUAAUUUUCAUCAAUUAGACUCCAUUUCAAUUCCCAGUGAACUCCCCUUCCGCCUGAUAUUUUCUAAAAUUAAGGAGGAUAUUGCCAAAAGGGUGCGCCAGAAUAAUAUUGACGAAAUGAGAAGGACUUUUGAAGGUUAUUUCAGUAUUAAUAUGUUCCUCAGGGUGGACCUUCUUAGUUUUAACUUCUUGAAAGGAGAAGAUUUUCAUAAUUAUGCUUCGAGUGACUAUGAUCUAAAAUAUCUUAUUGGGAACUUUUUUCCAAGCUCAACUGCCUUGAAUUAUGAGAUACCUGACAAUUCUUCGUAUGUUGUAAGUAAAGAACACAUCAGAAACUUUCCUUUGGGUCCCACUAAUGAUAAUCAUCAUCCAAUACUAGUACUGCAAGUACUAAACCUCAUUUGCUAUCUUUUGAAUGAAAAUUUCAAAGUCCAAUUAAAAACAAAGCUGGAAAUAAAGAAUAAUGAAAUAAAUAGAUCCCCUGACUUUGUUUUAAAUUUUGACGGACACAGCAAACAAAUUCCAAUGGAAUUUACCAAUUUCAGUUUCGAUGAGUAUGUUGGUUUGAAUGGUGAUAAAACAAAUAAUGAUGAGAGUGGUAUUCAUAUGAAUGAAAUGUUUACUCAGGUGCUCCGACAUUGCUUUGCAUCCAAUUUCCCUAUUGGAAUAUUAGCUAACUAUACUCAUUUUCUUGGAAUUGACUUUACUAGCUCGGUAGUGCUGCAAACAUUUUAUAAAUUAAAUGAAGGUAAAACUCUAAGAAGUCUUUCUUGUACUAUGCUAAAUCUCAGAAGUGCUCUACAUAUUCUCAUUCUUUAA
This is a messenger RNA of Scheffersomyces amazonensis, 1095 nucleotides long. RefSeq lists its product as uncharacterized. The coding region runs from base 1 to 1095 and encodes 364 amino acids. The transcript has a single exon. The record is from RefSeq and is a predicted model, not a curated record. NCBI's taxonomy places the organism in Eukaryota, Fungi, Ascomycota, Pichiomycetes, Serinales, Debaryomycetaceae.